Apus apus (common swift) is the source of this 7472-nucleotide messenger RNA. It is a transcript of the gene SCN4A, whose product is annotated as sodium voltage-gated channel alpha subunit 4. The transcript has 26 exons. Gene Ontology annotation, biological process: sodium ion transmembrane transport; membrane depolarization during action potential; neuronal action potential. NCBI's taxonomy places the organism in Eukaryota, Metazoa, Chordata, Aves, Apodiformes, Apodidae. Gene Ontology annotation, cellular component: plasma membrane; axon; voltage-gated sodium channel complex. The record is from RefSeq and is a predicted model, not a curated record. The coding region runs from base 130 to 5724 and encodes 1864 amino acids. Gene Ontology annotation, molecular function: voltage-gated sodium channel activity; protein binding.
AGUGUGGGCACAAAGGAGCAGGGGACGUCACUGGGGGCAAAAGGGGCUGGUGGAGCUGCUGGGGCAGCUCCAGCUUCACCCAGGGCAACCUGCUGGAGCUGGGGAUCCAAGCACAAGUGGCUGCAAAGGAUGAGGAAGCGUCCAACAUCCUUCCUGUUCCCAAGAGGCUGGGCGCGGGUGGGCCGGCAGCAGAAUGAGAGGAUGGCCGGCCUGCCCCACAUCCCAGGCCCCCAGGACCUCCAGCCCUUCACCCCCGCCUCGCUGGCCGCCAUCGAGCAGCGCGCGGCCGAGGCCGAAGCUCUGCGGAUAAAGAGGCAGCAGGUGGAGCUGCCCGAGGAAGAGGAGGUCAAACCCAGCAGUGACCUGGAAGCUGGCAAGAACCUGCCCCUCAUCUAUGGUGACCCACCCCCCGAGCUCAUCGGGACCCCCCUGGAGGAUCUGGACCCCUUCUACAAGGAUAAGAAGACCUUCAUAGUCCUCAACAAAGGGAAGUCCAUCUUCCGCUUCUCGGCCACCCCUGCCCUCUACAUGCUGGGGCCCUUCCACCCCAUCCGCAGAGGAGCCAUCAAAGUGCUCAUCCAUUCAUUGUUCAGCAUGUUCAUCAUGAUCACCAUUUUAACCAACUGUGUCUUCAUGACCAUGAGCAACCCCCCAGCGUGGUCCAAGAAUGUGGAAUACACCUUCACUGGGAUCUACACCUUUGAGUCCCUCAUUAAGAUACUGUCCAGGGGCUUCUGCAUCGAUGACUUCACAUUCCUGCGUGACCCAUGGAACUGGCUGGACUUCAUGGUCAUCUCCAUGGCCUACAUCACUGAGUUCGUGGACCUGGGGAACAUCUCUGCUCUCCGGACCUUCCGCGUCCUCCGUGCCUUGAAAACCAUCACGGUGAUACCAGGGCUGAAGACCAUCGUUGGGGCCCUGAUCCAGUCGGUGAAGAAGCUCUCAGAUGUCAUGAUCCUCACUGUCUUCUGCCUGAGCGUGUUCGCCCUCAUCGGUCUCCAGCUCUUCAUGGGGAACCUCCGGCAGAAGUGCGUGCGGUGGCCGCCCCUCAACGACACCCUGCUGGGGGACCUGGGGCUGGGCAAUGACACCUUGGCCAACACAACCUUCUACGGCAACUUCACCGACGGCAUCAUCGGCAACUUCACCACCAACUUCACCAGCAACAGCACCUUUGAUUUCGAGGCCUACAUCAACGAUGAAGCCAACUUCUACUUUCUGGAGGGAGCGUUGGACGCCCUGCUCUGUGGGAACAGCAGCGAUGCUGGGAAGUGCCCUGAGGGGUACACGUGCAUGAAGGCUGGGAGGAACCCCAACUAUGGCUACACCAGCUACGACACCUUCAGCUGGGCCUUCCUUGCCCUCUUCCGCCUCAUGACACAGGACUUCUGGGAGAACCUCUUCCAGCUGACGCUGCGCUCGGCAGGGAAGACGUACAUGAUCUUCUUCGUGGUGGUCAUCUUCCUCGGGUCCUUCUACCUCAUCAACCUCAUCCUCGCUGUGGUGGCCAUGGCCUACGAGGAGCAGAACAACGUCACCAUGCUGGAGGAGCAGCAGAAGGAGGAGGAGUUCCAGCAGCUCCUGGAGCAGCUGAAGAAGCAACAAGAGGAGCAAGAGAAGAUGUUGCAGGACAGAAGGUCCAGCAGUGGAUCCCUGCCCAGCAGCCUGGCCGAGAAGGAGCCUGACUCAGACUUGAACAGUGACCAGGAGAAGGUGCAGGACUGCAACGGGCAGGUGGUGCCCAGGCUGGUGCUGCAGCGCUCGGCCACCAUCAUCCAGUUCAACCCACCCAACGAGCCAGAGAAACCAGACCACAACCACCUCACUGUGGGCAACCAAGAUGGGCCAGGCCUGGAGAAGAGGGUGGGAAGUGCCAUCAGUGUCAUCUCCAACACUGUGGAAGAGCUGGAGGAAGCUCACCAGAAAUGUCCACCCUGGUGGUACAAAUUUGCCCACACCUUCCUGGUCUGGAACUGCUGCCUUCCAUGGGUGAAGCUGAAGGAGUUUGUCAAGUUGGUGGUGAUGGACCCUUUUGUGGACCUGGGCAUCACCAUCUGCAUUGUCCUCAACACACUCUUCAUGGCAAUGGAGCAUUAUCCCAUGACAGAGGAGUUUGAGAACGUGCUGUCUGUGGGGAACCUGGUCUUCACGGGGAUCUUCACGGCAGAGAUGGUCCUGAAGCUCAUUGCUCUGGAUCCCUACGAGUAUUUCCAGCAGGGCUGGAAUAUCUUUGACAGCUUCAUUGUCACCCUGAGCCUGGUGGAGCUGGGUCUGGCCAAUGUGCAGGGUCUCUCCGUGCUCCGCUCCUUCCGCUUGCUGAGGGUCUUCAAGCUCGCCAAGUCCUGGCCCACCCUCAACAUGCUCAUCAAGAUCAUCGGCAACUCGGUGGGCGCCCUGGGGAACCUGACCUUGGUGUUGGCCAUCAUUGUCUUCAUCUUUGCCGUGGUGGGGAUGCAGCUUUUUGGGAAGAGCUACAUCGAGUGUGUCUGCAAGAUCUCCCAGGACUGCACCCUGCCCCGCUGGCACAUGAACGAUUUCUUCCACUCCUUCCUCAUCGUCUUCCGCAUCCUCUGCGGGGAGUGGAUCGAGACCAUGUGGGACUGCAUGGAGGUGGCCGGCCAGACCAUGUGCCUGAUUGUCUUCAUGAUGGUCAUGGUCAUUGGGAACCUGGUGGUGCUGAACCUGUUCCUGGCUCUGCUGCUGAGCUCCUUCAGUGCUGACAGCCUGGCAGCCUCGGACGACGACGGGGAGAUGAACAACCUGCAAAUCGCCAUCGGCAGGAUCACCAGGGGCAUCCACCUGCUGAGGACCUCCCUCCUCGCCCUGCUCAGGAGGCUCUGCAAGGGCAAGAAGGUGGCCCCGGAGGAAGAGCAAGAGCACAGCAAGAGGGACAACUCCGUGCUCAACCACCUGGACGUUGGCCAGGAGCCCAAGUCGGAGUAUCUGGAUGGAAUCGCCGGCAAAGACCGUUUCUUCAUGGAUGAGCUGGACCACAUGAACUUCAUUAACAACCCCAACCUGACAGUGCAGGUCCCCAUCGCCUCCGAGGAGUCUGACCUCUAUGAUGAGACCAGCACCCAGUCUGACACGGAAGAUAUCAAGCAACCCCUCUCCAGUGACAACGCCUCCUCCCUGUGCAGCACAGUGGACUACAAACCCCCCCAGCCUGAGGAGGAGGAGGUGGCAGAAGAAGCUGAGGAGAGCAACGAGCCUGAGGAGUGUUUCACUGAGGCCUGUGUGAAGAGGUUUCCCUGCCUCUACGUGGACAUCACCACCGAGAAAGGGAGGAUCUGGUGGAACAUCCGGAAAACCUGCUUCCGCAUCGUGGAGCACGACUGGUUUGAGACCUUCAUCGUCUUCAUGAUCCUCCUCAGCAGUGGGGCACUGGCUUUUGAGGACAUCUACAUCGAGCAGCGGAAGGUGAUCCGCACCGUCCUGGAGUACGCUGACAAGGUCUUCUCCUACAUCUUUGUCAUUGAGAUGUUGCUCAAGUGGGUGGCUUAUGGCUUCAAGGUCUACUUCACCAAUGCCUGGUGCUGGCUGGAUUUCCUCAUCGUUGAUGUUUCCAUUGUCAGCCUGACAGCAAACUGGUUGGGAUACUCCGAGCUGGGGGCCAUCAAGUCCCUGAGGACACUGAGAGCUCUGAGACCACUGCGUGCCCUGUCCAGAUUUGAAGGCAUGAGGGUGGUGGUGAACGCCCUGCUGGGGGCCAUCCCUUCCAUCAUGAACGUCCUGCUGGUUUGUCUCAUCUUCUGGCUGAUCUUCAGCAUCAUGGGGGUGAAUCUCUUCGCGGGGAAGUACUACCGGUGCCUCAACACCACCACGGGGGAGCUCUUUGACAUCAGUGUGGUCAACAACAAGAGUGACUGCAUGGCCCUCCUCCACACCAACGAGGUCAGAUGGGUCAACGUCAAGGUCAACUUCGACAACGUGGGCUUGGGAUACCUCUCCUUGCUGCAGGUGGCGACCUUCAAGGGCUGGAUGGACAUCAUGUAUGCUGCCGUGGACUCACGGGAGAUUGAAGAGCAGCCAGUAUAUGAGAUCAACCUCUACAUGUACAUCUACUUUGUCAUCUUCAUCAUCUUCGGCUCCUUCUUCACCCUGAACCUCUUCAUCGGCGUCAUCAUCGACAACUUCAACCAGCAGAAGAAGAAGUUUGGAGGCAAAGACAUCUUCAUGACAGAAGAGCAGAAGAAAUACUACAAUGCCAUGAAGAAGCUGGGCUCCAAGAAGCCCCAGAAGCCCAUCCCCAGGCCAUCGAACAAGUUCCAAGCAAAGGUGUUUGACUUCGUCACCAAGCAAGUGUUUGACAUCACCAUCAUGAUCCUGAUUUGCCUCAACAUGGUGACCAUGAUGGUUGAAACAGAUGAUCAAAGUGAACUCAAAACAUCUGUCCUCUACAAGAUCAACCUGGUCUUCAUCGUCAUCUUCACAGGAGAGUGUGUGCUCAAGAUGUUUGCCUUGCGCCACUACUACUUCACCAUUGGCUGGAACAUCUUUGACUUUGUGGUGGUCAUCCUCUCCAUCUUAGGUAUUGUCCUCUCAGACAUCAUAGAGAAGUACUUUGUCUCACCCACCCUCUUCAGGGUCAUCAGGCUGGCGAGGAUCGGCCGUGUCCUCCGGCUGAUCCGAGGGGCAAAAGGCAUCAGGACCCUCCUCUUUGCUCUGAUGAUGUCCUUGCCAGCCCUCUUCAACAUUGGCCUCCUGCUCUUCCUCGUCAUGUUCAUCUACUCCAUCUUUGGGAUGUCCAACUUUGCCUACGUAAAGAAGGAGUCGGGGAUCGAUGACAUGUUCAACUUUGAAACCUUUGGGAACAGCAUCAUCUGCCUCUUCCAGAUCACCACGUCAGCUGGAUGGGAUGGUCUCCUCAACCCCAUCCUGAACAGUGGCCCCCCUGACUGUGACCCUGAGGUGGAGAACCCAGGCAGCUCAGUGAAGGGGAACUGUGGCAACCCAUCCAUUGGCAUCUUCUUCUUCUGCAGCUACAUCAUCAUCUCCUUCCUCAUCGUGGUCAACAUGUACAUUGCCAUCAUCCUGGAGAACUUCAACGUGGCCACGGAGGAGAGCAGUGAACCCCUCUGUGAAGAUGAUUUUGAAAUGUUUUACGAAACCUGGGAGAAGUUUGACCCAGAUGCCACCCAGUUCAUUGCAUACAGCACCUUGUCUGACUUUGUAGACACCUUACAGGAGCCACUCAAAAUUCCCAAGCCCAACAAGAUCAAGUUAAUCACCAUGGAUCUACCAAUGGUUGCUGGGGACAAAAUCCACUGCCUGGACAUCCUUUUUGCUCUGACUAAGGAGGUGCUGGGAGACUCGGGUGAGAUGGACGCCUUGAAGGCCACCAUGGAGGAGAAGUUCAUGGCUGCCAACCCCUCGAAGGUUUCCUACGAACCCAUCACCACCACUCUGAAAAGGAAACAUGAGGAAGUCUGUGCCACAAAAAUCCAGAGGGCCUUCAGGAGGUACCUCCUGAGGCGCUCGGUCAAGCAGGCGUCCUACAUGUACCGCCAGAGCAAGGAUGAAGAUGAGCCCAGAGGGGAUGCCCCUGAGAAGGAAGGUCUGAUCGCCACCAAAAUGCAGGAGAUGUAUGGGAACAGUGGGACAGAUGUGGAGACAGGACCUGCCUUUGGUCUUCAGCCCGUUCCCAGCUCAGAGACUCAAGAUGCUCCUGAUGAAGCCAAAGUGUGGGCUCAAGAACACGCGGUGAAAGAGUCGUUGGUGUAAAGGAAGGAGGUUCCCACUUCUCUCCCAGCCUGAGGGCUUCAUCUGGACCUUCUCGAGAGCUCUUCCAUGCACAGAUCACUAGAUCUUAGAUAUUGAGCUAAUUUCAGCUGUUUCAGGUAGACACCUUAACUUUGGAAGCAGGAUCUGGAGCUGAUCCUGGUUUGUCCAGCUCGCUGCACUUGCCAAGGGUUGAACAUUUCUUCUUAGGAGAAUUCAACAUGAAGCCUCUUGUUGGUGAAGGAGAAACCUUUGAGUUUUGAAACCAUCUCGUCACGGUCACGACGUUUUCCAGCCAUUGACAAACGAGCCCAGUUGUCCUUUGACUCGGAGUAAUUAUUUCUUGAUCUUAUUUCACGAUUCAGAGAUGGUUCUUGUCUCUGAUUCUUCCCAAGAGCAGCCCAAGCAGGCGAGGAAUGAUGAGCCAAGUGAAAUAACAUGAAGAAUAAUUACAGACCUGACAAGGUUUGGUGAGCAAAAAAAAAAAAAAAACCAAACCACUUAAAUCUCCAAUGUCUUAAAUUAGCACCUUUCUUUUUUGAAUAAGCUUGAUGGGUUUUCUUUUUAGUUGCUGUUGUACAGAGAGAAAGUGCAAUUAUGUCUUAACGAUUGGUUUGCAAAGCCAAAAAGAAGCAUCUGCAGAUGUGUUCUCAGGGUUACAAUUCAGGUUUUAAAAGGUCUCUGAAUAUCCACGGAAAUCAGAAAUCGUUCCGGUCGCAGCGCUACGAAUGUAAAUGGUCUUUCUAGUCAAACUUCUCCUCUGGUUUCCUGUUUCAUCCAAGUUUCGUGGCAGGAAAGCAGUGGACAAGGGUAGGGUUUGGAGAAGCUCUUCUGAGAAUUCCCCCAUCCCUGUCAUUAAACCCCUCAGGGUUUCUUCAAGCCCUGUGGCAAAGGGGAAUGUCCCUCUGGAGGGUUCUUGGUUCAUGAACGUCCCUGGGGAUUGCAGCAGGUCUUUGAAGCAGGACAUCUUGCAGUGAGGUUCCUAAAUCUCAUUGGCCACCAAGAACCUGGGGACCUUAAUGCAAUGAAUGUUCCUAUUGGGCCACAAAUCCCAAACUCCUUGGGCAAAACAUCCUUCCAUCUCUUGGCUGGGGCUCUGGAGGGGACCUGGUGGCACCCGCUGGGGUCUCUGCAGAGCUUGGUGGGGCCAGGCAGGUUCUCACCAGGAAACCUCCCAGCAGAGGAGGGUGUCCCUGGGGGGACAAGGGUUUCACUGCUCUUUAGUCAGGUGGGUAAAAAAGGAAAGUCAAUCAAGAACAAAGUGCAAAAGGGGGUGAAAUUCUGGGCCUCCUUCUGCCUUUGAAAGAGGAAAAACAAACCUCUUGAGAUCCAAACCACCACGAACCAAAACCUCUUCCACUUCAAACAAGGGCUGCUGCUUGAAGCCAAAGGGUCUGUCUUUUUUUUUUUUUCUUUUUUCUAAUCGUUACUGUUAAUUAUGAUGACAAUGAUAUGCUUGUGUCCAGGUGCUGUGGGCAGAGCUGGGCUGGCCCUGCCCACCCUUGUGCUUCCGUCUCCGUGUCCCGGAGGGUCCCGCUCCCGGGAUCUCAGCUGCUUCCCGAGGUCUUAGCACGGGAAGAAGCAUCCAGGGCACGGUGGAUUCCAGCCCAGGUUGUGGUUCACAAUCAAUGCUGCUUGUUUGUACGUGUUGUCAGGGAUGGAUAAACCAAACAAAAAGGCCAAAGGGCAGGGUCUGUGUGAGCUGAAGCCUUUUCCUUUGUACGUUUCUUACAAUAAACGACGGUAAAUGA